This is a messenger RNA of Penaeus vannamei (Pacific white shrimp), 381 nucleotides long. Lineage: Eukaryota; Metazoa; Arthropoda; Malacostraca; Decapoda; Penaeidae. The record is from RefSeq and is a predicted model, not a curated record.
AUCCCGUGGACACCAUCGAGUGACGACCUACUCUGCUGCUUGUCCUGCUACAACUUUUUGUUCUACACAAUGGCCUUUCAGAGAAUCACCUUCGCCGCCCUCCUCCUCGCCCUGGCCGCCCUCACGCACGCAGCCGACGCCACCGACAAAAACGACGCACGACUUCUCUUCGAAAACUCCGACAAAUCCGUCACCAUAGGCGUCGAUUCCAUCUUCUACAUCGCGGUCAUCGCCGUCGGCCUGCUCUUGGUCGCGUCUUUCCUGGGGGUCUUCGGGACAACGGCCAAGGUUGCUCAGCCCUACGACUACGACUACGCCUACGAUGACAAGACCACCUUCGUCCAGCAAUUGAUUGAUGAUGCUGUCAACAAGUUCCAGUAG